AUGGCUUCUGCAGUACAAGCUGUUAGAGAGAAAAAAAUGGGGUUUUUAAAGGCGGCAAAGACAUUUAAUGUACCGAGAACGACUUUAUUUCGGCUUGCAAAUCAAAAAGAACUUACUAUACCAGAAAUUCUUUCAAAAAAGAUAGGUCGCAAACCAGUUUUUGAUAAAGACUUUGAGGACAUGCUCGUUAGGUACGCCCUUAUUAUGGAAGCCAAGUUAUAUGGCCUAACACAAAUGGACAUAAGAAGAAUGGCCUACCAACUUGCAGAGAGAAAUAAUCUACCCAAUCCAUUUGAAGAUGGUAAAGCCGGCAGAUACUGGCUGAAGGGAUUUCUCUCAAGGCAGAAGCAGAUAUUAUCAAUGCGGAAGUCGUCUGGAACAUCAUUCGCUAGAGCCAAUGGGUUUACCAAGCAAAUAAUGAACGAAUUCUAUGACAAACUAGAAAAAGUUUACGAUACGAAAAAAUUUGCCGCAGAUCGAAUUUUCAAUGUAGAUGAGACGGGGUUAUCUAUUGUCCAAUCUAAAUUUCCUAAAGUAAUUUCUCGUCGUGGCAAAAAACAAAUUGCAGCCAUAACGUCCGCUGAAAGAGGUUCUCUGAUUACGGUAGUGACCUGUAUGAGUCCUGCUGGAAGUUUUGUGCCACCAAUGAUGAUAUUUCCCCGCAAAAAUAUGAGCGAGAUUUUAAUGAAGGGUGCGCCUGUGGGAUCUAUAGGACGAGCACAUCCAUCUGGUUGGAUACAAACACAUUUGUUUACCCAAUGGUUCCAGCAUUUUAUUGAUUACGUGAAACCAUCCGAAGCAUCACCAGUUCUUCUUUUGUUUGAUGGUCACUUUAGCCAUACAAAAAAUCUUGAAUUCAUAGAUAAAGCCAGAGAAAAUCACGUAACUUUGAUCUCGCUGCCACCACACUGUACCCACAAAAUUCAGCCGAUGGAUAAAGCUUUUAUGGGCCCUCUGAAGACAUAUUAUAGCGAAGAAAUCCGUAUCUGGUUGCGCGACAAUAAGAGACCCCUUACUUCUUACGAUAUUGCAGAACUAUUUGGCAAGGCAUAUCAUAAAUGCCAAACUGGGGAAAUUGCAGCCAAAGGUUUUAGCAUCGGUGGAAUUUAUCCAUUUGACAGAAACAUCUUCAAAGAGUCAGAUUACCUCGCAGCAGCUCAUGAUGAAGAAAAAUAG
Messenger RNA from Amyelois transitella, 1176 nucleotides. RefSeq lists its product as uncharacterized. The transcript has a single exon. Gene Ontology annotation, cellular component: nucleus. NCBI's taxonomy places the organism in Eukaryota, Metazoa, Arthropoda, Insecta, Lepidoptera, Pyralidae. The record is from RefSeq and is a predicted model, not a curated record. Bases 1 to 1176 code for a protein of 391 amino acids. Gene Ontology annotation, molecular function: DNA binding.